Messenger RNA from Diachasma alloeum, 1882 nucleotides. RefSeq names its product regulator of microtubule dynamics protein 1. NCBI's taxonomy places the organism in Eukaryota, Metazoa, Arthropoda, Insecta, Hymenoptera, Braconidae. The transcript is spliced from 4 exons. Gene Ontology annotation, molecular function: microtubule binding. The coding region runs from base 367 to 1242 and encodes 291 amino acids. The record is from RefSeq and is a predicted model, not a curated record. Gene Ontology annotation, cellular component: spindle microtubule; mitotic spindle pole; cytoplasm.
ACUGACCCUCAUAUUCUAGGAAGUACCAAAAAAACUUGUUGAUAAACGGUGUCAUCGUAAGGUGUAAAGUUCUAUAGCUGACGUUUGAUUUGACGUCUCAUCGUGUGUUACUACGAGUCGGGGGACUCGAGUGGUGCAGUAAUAAUUAAAAUAUUGUGACAUUUCAAUAUUAAUGAGCUUCGAUGGGUGAUCAAUCGUCGGAGCAAUCGAGUCUCGAAAAGUUCAGAAAAUAUCUGUGAAUUAUUGUUGAUUCAAUUUAAUUGUUGCUUUUAGGAAUUAAGCAAGUGUCGACAUUUCCUGUCAAUUGAAUAUCGAUUGUCAUUCUUAAUUAAUCAUUAGAGUGCAUCAGUUUGAAACUUUGCAACUAUGGUGAUUCAACGAAUUUUACGUCUGGUGGGGCUUUGCCGAAUUCCGCAGAGAACGUUGACACUGCAAGUUAUGAGUGCGGCGUCAAAGUUUCACAAACGUUGGACGCAAAGGAGUUUACUGUCAGUUCCGACGAUAUCACUCGCGUUCUUUGGUUCAGCGAAAAAGGACGACAGCAAGGAAUCUGUUACGACAAAAAAAGUUCUUCUCGCCAAGGCUGACGCUCUUUUCGAAAGCGGAGAAUAUCAGAAGAUUUAUGAUUUACUCAUCAAGUACCGAGACAAUAAAGAUGUCGAGAUUCUAUGGAGACUGAGUCGAGCCCUCUUCAACCAUUCGAAAAGUGCUAGCGAUGUUGAAGCCAAGAGAAUGGUCUUCGAGGGCUACGAGAUCAUCGCGGAAGCUCUGCAAAUUGAUGAUAAUCAUUGGGCUGUCCACAAGUGGAUGGCAGUUCUCUCAGACACCAAGAGCGAGUACGAAGGAAUCAAAGCCAGGAUUAAGAAUUUAGUAACAUGCAAAGAACAUAUGUUGAAAGCUGCUGAGUUGAAUCCAAAGGACGCUACAAUCCUCCACAUGCUGGGAAACUGGUGUUUCGGUGUAGCAGACAUGCCUUGGUACCAGAGAAAAAUAGCAUCAGCUAUAUUCUCAACAGUCCCCUCCUCCUCGUACGAAGAAGCACUGCAAUACUUCGAGACUGCCGAGAGAAUCGAUCCCUUGUUCUACAGCCACAAUCUCUUAUUCCUAGGAAAAACAUAUUUGAAAUUGCAGAAGAAGGAUGAAGCCUUGAAAUACUUGAAAAUGACUGCGGAGUUUCCAGCUAAGAAUGAUGAGGACCACAAGGCAAAGUUAGAGGCUACGAAGAUACUGGGGACGAUCUGAUUUAUGGACCAUAUCCAAUACGUGUCCUAAGGUGGCAAUUAUGAGAACUCUGAUUUUCUAAAGAUUUUUAUGUUCAUAAUAGUCUAAUUAAUUGCAAUAACAGCACAAUUACCUGUUUUAAGGCUGAAUAAUUCGUGAAGAUAAAAUUUGAUAUAUUUAUGGAAAUUUAAGAACUGAAUUUCUCUUUGAAGGAAUUGAAAUAAUAAAAGGCUCCGAAAAUUGUUCGCUUGGAAAUGUUUUUUACAAUUCUUUUUUAUUAAUGGCGAAAGGAAAUCCACUUGUUCUGUGAAAACAAGUAAUAAUUUAUCGAAUUGAAUAAAUAAAAAUGAAUACAGAAUUGCCAGCUGGGAAUAAUAAGGACCACAAGGUAAAGUUAGAGGCUACGAAGAUACUGGGGACGAUUUGAUUUAUGGACCAUAUCCAAUACGUCUCCUAAGAUGGCAAUUAUGAGAACUCUGAUUUUCUGAAGAUUUUUAUGUUCAUAAUAGUCUAAUUAAUUGCAAUAACAGCACAAUUACCUGUUCUAAGGCUGAAUAAUUCGUGAAGAUAAAAUUUGAUAUAUUUAUGGAAAUUUAAGAACUGAAUUUCUCUUUGAAGGAAUUGAAAUAAUAAACGGCUCCGAAAAUUGUUCGCUUGGAAA